Messenger RNA from Fusarium falciforme, 2058 nucleotides. RefSeq names its product Fungal-trans domain-containing protein. Gene Ontology annotation, molecular function: zinc ion binding; DNA-binding transcription factor activity, RNA polymerase II-specific; DNA binding. Gene Ontology annotation, biological process: DNA-templated transcription; regulation of DNA-templated transcription. NCBI's taxonomy places the organism in Eukaryota, Fungi, Ascomycota, Sordariomycetes, Hypocreales, Nectriaceae. The record is from RefSeq and is a predicted model, not a curated record. The transcript is spliced from 6 exons. The coding region runs from base 1 to 2058 and encodes 685 amino acids.
AUGACCUCGACCGUUGAAAGUGUUCCUUCGGAUUCGCCUUCUGGCAGAGUUCCGGGUCAAGUAUGUGACCGAUGUCGGCGGAGAAAGAUUAGAUGCCAUGGUCAAGACAAUGAUUGCUCUCCCUGCCUUCAAGCAGGUGUUGUCUGCGUAACUACAGCCAAGCUGAAAAGGAAUAGGAAACGGAAAAGCUUUUACGAAGCCGAGGGCAUUGAGCAGCGUCGCCAGACACCCCCAGGCCAUUCUCAACAUCCUGCAGAGGCUUCGACCCCUAUAUCUCAAAAUGUCGUCCCAUCACAAUCUAUUACACUCCAGCAGACGAACCAAGCGCUGUCCCUGCCUGUUAUAACCAACACUCCAGGGCACAGUAGCAUAAUGACCAGAACCCAGCCCGUCACGAUAAAGUCAGCAAACGAGCCUGUGAUCGGUCACAUGGGGCGCCUUGUGGCAGAUGAUCGACAAGCUUCCAUGUUUGGUGGCUCAACUACAGGCGUCCACUUCAUCAGCCAGGCCGAGCAGCAGCUUCAACUUCUCCAGAUGCACAAGGAUGCAUUCCCCAGCUGCGCUUACGGCUUAUAUCUACACAGUCCCUGGGGCUCUUCGGUUCAGAACCCUCUCACACCUGCAGUCUCGGACUUGGUCCGACAACUACCGCCAAACACGGUGGAGAUUAUAGAGGUUACCAUUAACAGGUGGACGCCGCUGUAUCCCAUUGUUCACAAGUCAUCAACGAUAGAUGCUAUGCAGAGGCUACUUGGUUUUUACGAAGCCACCAGUUCUAGCAUUAUCAUCCUGUAUCAAAUUCUUGGGCUGCUUGCCCUUGGAACAAUUGGCCAGAGGGGAGACUGCACUCAACAGCACCAUCACUUCAUAUGCCAGUCUGAGCGCUUCUACACCAUGGCCACGGCUUUGCUAGACAGGGUGAUUGAUCAACCAAGUCUUCAAAGCCUACAGGGACUCGUCAUCAUGCAGAUAUACCUCCAACUAUCUGGGCGCUAUUCCACAGCCUCUCACAUAUCAGGGGUAGCAACGCGCUUGGCUCAGACUCUAGGUCUCCACCGCCAUUCACAUCGCUUCAAGUUUGAUCCCCUCGAGACGGAACUGAGAAGACGGACUUGGUGGUGCCAAUACUCACUAGACGCAUUCUCGAGUGCCUAUCAUGGCAUGCCUCGAUUAAUACGCGACCAAGAUGUCGACACAGAUCUUCCCACAAGUGUAGACCAUGACCUUCUGUCACGAACACAUGUCGAGUUUCCUCUGCCGGGAGAGAGGUCACAAGUUGAUACCGCCAUCAGCCUGUUCAAGCUCGCCCGCAUCAUCGGACGGACGCUUGAGGAUCUCUACACCACUACCCGUCGCCGUGGCGGAGUGUCAAAGAUCGCCCAUCUGCAAGCCGAACUCAAUAUGUGGGAGAGGGUAGUCCUCGAGCCUGAGAUGGACCCUGAACUGGCCACGCCGGUCGUCAACAUGUCGCUCGAGGCAAUAUUCCUGAGGGUCGCGCACUGCGUCGCAACAAUCCAUGUUCAUCGACCAGCUCUCUCUUUCACUGUCGCUGAUGCGCAGUUUGUCCCAUCACUCAAAGCCUGUGGUCAAGCUUCCGCCACCCUCGUUAGGCUAUUGUCGGCUGGUCUAGCCAUGAUGGGAGCCGACAGCCAAGGUGCAGAGUAUCCUGCUAGCGACUGGCCAGAAAGUCUUCUUGUGACGCUUCUCUACCCCAACGGAAUACACAUGCUCUGGCAAUCAGGCUUAACGAUACUCUUCGCUGGUUGGAAAGGGUAUCCCGUGACAGUCGACCAGGACGAGAGCCUUAUACAGUCGUGCAUCGAGACGCUGCAACAGCUCCAUACACACACGGAUGAUGUCGGGAACCAUGUGGCUCAGUGUGCCGAAGUACUCGACUUGCUUCGCAGAAAGAUAUUCUCAGAUCUUCAAGUGCCGCCUGAUCUCGAGCAACUUCAGUGGAACGUAUGGGAUUGGCCGAUGGCGUCUGCAUUGGAACUUGCGAAUAUGUUGGAUACGGCCCCGUUGGAUUUAGACUUGAACCCAGAGAGAUGGUUAUAG